Suhomyces tanzawaensis NRRL Y-17324 is the source of this 330-nucleotide messenger RNA. RefSeq names its product mitochondrial 37S ribosomal protein YMR31. The transcript has 2 exons. Lineage: Eukaryota; Fungi; Ascomycota; Pichiomycetes; Serinales; Debaryomycetaceae. The record is from RefSeq and is a predicted model, not a curated record. The coding region runs from base 8 to 313 and encodes 101 amino acids. Gene Ontology annotation, biological process: 2-oxoglutarate metabolic process.
CCACACCAUGAGAGCUGCUACCAGAUUGUUCAAACACACUCCCCUCAUCAAGUUCGUUGGUGGCCCCCACACUGCCCCAAAAAACGUAUCACACGCCGCAAAGGCUCACCCUAUGGCUCCAAAUGGCGAAUUACCAGGUAGCGGAUCCAGUGGAUCCAGCGCAGGUGCUUCGUACUUCAACAAGAACCCAGUCGAGCCUCAAAAUGGUGAAUUCUUCUCCAGAAGCCAAUUGUCCAGCAGAUUCAGAUACAAGGCCCCCAAGGAAGAAGAAAUUGACAACGUCAUCACUGGAGGUGCUGCUUUGGUGUUCUGAUUUCCUACACCUUCCGG